GGACAAAUUGCCGCGGGUUCAGUACCGCCAGUGGAACCGGGAGAUGCGGCGCAGGAGCAGUUGCUGUGUUUGCCCUUAUCUUAGUUUAGUCUCUUAUUGUGAUUUUUUUCUGCGGCUUCUAUCAUGUUGUUACCUUCGGACGUAGCCCGGCUGGUUUUGGGUUACUUACAACAAGAAAACCUCACUUCUACCUGCCAGACUUUUAUUUUGGAAAGUUCAAAUUUAAAAGAAUACGCAGAACACUGUACAGAUGAAGGUUUUAUCCCAGCCUGCUUACUGUCCUUAUUUGGAAAAAACUUGACAACAAUUUUGAAUGAAUAUGUAGCUAUGAAAGCAAAAGAAACAUCAAAUGAUGUCCCAGCAAUAAUGUCAUCUCUGUGGAAGAAGUUAGACCAUACGCUUUCUCAGAUCAGGAGUAUGCAAAGCUCCCCAGGGUUUGCUGCCAGUCAGAGAGCCAGAACAAGAAGUGGAAUUGCAGAAAUCAAACGGCAGAGAAGGCUUGCAUCUCACGCAGCUCCUGUCAGUUCAGAGUUGCUGACUUUACCAUAUGUAUCAGGACAAUUUACUACUUCUCCCUUGACAGCUACACAAGUUGUUCGGCCAACUGGCCAAAUUUCAGCUCCAAUGAGGUCAAAUUUUGUAGUGGUUAACCAUUCACAGUCACAAGACACUGUAACUGCUGGAGAAACUUUAAAUAUUAUUCCUGCUCCUCAGGAACGGAAAACUCAUGCCAGUUUAAUGUCCCCUGGGAGACGCAAAAGUGACGCUCAAAAGAAAGGUAUCACUUUGUCUGGUCCUCAUUCAACAAUACGGAAUUUUCAGGAUCCAAAUGCAUUUGCAGUAGAAAAACAAAUGGUUAUUGAAAAUGCACGAGAAAAAAUAUUAAGCAACAAAUCUCUUCAAGAAAAGCUUGCAGAAAACAUAAAUAAGUUUUUGACUAGUGACAACAAUAUUGUUCAAGUACCUAAGCAAACAGAUAGCAACCCUACUGAGCCGGAGGCUUCAAUUGACGAACUCCUGGGACUUCAGAUAUCAGUAAAACACUCUCCUAAACCCAUACAGCAACAUAACAUGGACUUCUCACAUUUUUUGCAGAGUGAAAUUCACAUGUCUGAAGAAGCAAUACAGGAUAUAUUGGAACAGACAGAAUCAGACCCAGCAUUUCAAGCACUCUUUGACCUCUUUGACUAUGGUAAAACAAAGAAUAAUAAAAAUAUACCACAUGGCAUUUCCAGUCAGCACAUGGAAACCAGUCCCAGUAUAGUCUUAACAGAUGAAACUGAUCUAAUAGUUAAAAGUCCUUUUGAAACAGAAGCUUCUGAUGGUCAGUCUGGUCAGCCCCCGUUUUGUACAUCCUAUCCAAAUGAAGACGCAUCAAAUACUUUGAAGAGCGGCAGCAACCGUGAUGCACUUAGACAGGAAGCCCAGGAACAUUUUUCCCAAAUAGGCUCCAACAUCCCUAAAAAAGUCUUCAAAACAGCUGUACCUGUUGAACCGAAGUGUAACCUUGACAUUACCUUUGAGCCUGUGCCUCAUUUGAAUGACUAUAACCAAAGAGGAAAUUCUGAUGAUGUAUGUGAUCAGCAUUGUGCUGAAUUAUACACCAGUCAGAUGUCCACCGAGACUGAAAUGGCUGUGGAAGUUGAAAAGAAUUCUUUGUCCCUAGAUGUGCCGAGUGAAUCUCAGUUACAACCUGAUCAGUCUGACAUUCCAGUAACUUCGUUUAUUUCACUUGGUGGUGAAACUAACAAUGAGAACUUAAUCCUGUCUGGAAAAAGUUCACAACUUUUAUCCCCAAAUACUUCAUUAACUGGAAGGCCAUCUAAAAAAACUCAAUUUUGUGAAAAUUCUCAUGAUAUAGUAAGACUUAAAACUAAUUUUCAAGGUUCUAAGUCACCAGAUUCUAGUGAAAUUCACCAGAAUAAAAUUGAAAUUCAGAAUGUAUUACCAGUUGCAUCACGACAGCUUUCAGAUCGCCAAGAUAAUUCUUCACUUCAGAGUAAAUUAGUACCUGUUCCUGUGGAAAAUUCAGGUUUAAAUGUAUCUGAACAACAAGUAGACAUCUGUCUUAGAGAUUCAGUAACUUCCGUUAAACAGCCGCCUAAUGAUUCACCGUGCAUCGAGUUAAAGCGUACGGAAAAUGAAACUCAGCCAUCAGAGUCUGAGAAAGCUGCUUUGGAUUCACAGGAGCCUUCAUCUUCUGUAAAAGAAGAUGGAGAUACUGUUUUUCUCUCUUUGGGUGAAAACAAUAACUGCGUGGAAGUGGCUUUGAUGCCUCCAGAAGGUAAUCCUGUAGAAGAUAGUGACCCUCUUCCUUCAGAAUCUGUGUGUGCUUCAAUGGGAGAUUCUAACCCUGAGUCUCAAAAUACUGGCGAUAAACCGAGGGACAGCUCAACGGAGAUAGAUGCAUCGAAUAUUGUCUCUCUCAAAAUUAUCAUUGAUGAUUCAUUUGUUUCCUCAGAUACUGAACUUAACAGUGCUGUUUCUAGUAUCAGUGGAGAAAACUUGCCAACUAUAAUUUUGUCUUCUGCUAAAUCACCUGCCAAAAAUGCAGAAUUAGUUAAAUGCCCGUCUUCCGAAGAAACUGCAGGUACUAUUGUAUCUGCUGAAGGAGUAGGAAAUUCAGCUUCACUGCAGGAGGGUCUCAUAGCACUCAAGCCUGAAGACUCUACAAUAAACAACACUCAGAGUGAGGACAGCGGAACCACUUCAGUAAACGUUACACCCUGCAUUUCCAAGGAUGGAGGGUAUAUACAGUUGAUGCCAGCUACGAGCACGACCUUUAGCAAUUCAAAUAACAUUCUGAUAGCUACUUGUGUAACUGAUCCAACAGCCUUGGGGACGGCUGUAAGUCAAUCUAAUGUUGUGGUGUUGCCAGGAAGUUCUACGCCUAUUACUGCUCAGCCUCCGGCACCUCAGUUACAGACACCUCCAAGGUCAAGCGGUGUAUUUGCUGUCAACCAGGCUGUGUCACCAAACUUUUCACAAGGAUCUGCUAUCAUAAUUACUUCUCCAGUCCAGCCGGUUCUUCAAGGAAUGGUGGGAAUGAUCCCUGUAUCUGUAGUUGGACAGAGUGGAAAUACCUUUUCUGCUCCUCCUCGGCAGGUCCUUCAUAUGCCUUUGGCAGCACCUGUAUGCAAUAGAAGUAUCCCUCAGUUCCCUGUACCUCCAAAAUCCCAGAAAGCUCAGGGACUAAGAAGCAAGGCUUGUACAGGAAAACAGGUAAAUAAUUUGGCGGAUUCUUCAAAUCAGUCAGUUGGAUUUCAGGCACAAAGAAUUGAAAUUUCUGACAAGAAUAUAGGUGCAGAUCUUGGAAGAAAAUUGGAAGAAAUCACAGUUCCCUUCUCAGGAGAGAGCACAUGUCCGACAAGCAAACCAUUUGAAAGUCACAGACGGGUGCUGUGUUUCGAUAACACUGCUUCUCCUGCGUCAAAUACACAGGGACCAAACCAUAAGGUGGUAUCCCAAAACAAAGAAAGGAACGAAACUUCUUUUCCUAAUCUGGACUCUCCCAUUAUGUCCUCCCCCUUAAAAUCCCCUUCUAAUAAUGCAAUCAAAAAAGAGAGAGAGAGACCCCCUGUGCCUAAGAUUUUAUCCAAAUCAGAUGCUGCCAUUAGCCGGCAUACCACCAUAAGAGAAACUCAGCCAGAAAAGAAAGUUUUGCCAACAGAAAUUGUACUUGAAUCUUUCCAUAAAGCAACAGCUAAUAAGGAGAAUGAAUUGUGCAAGGAUAUGGAAAAGCAGAAAAAUUCAGAAACUACAAAACUGGCUAAUGGGCAACAAAAUGGGAGUUUACGGAAUGAGAAAACUGUAGCGUCAUUGCAAGAACUGACCAAAAAGCAAGGCACAUCCUCAAACAGUAAAAAUGUAAUUUCUGUAGGAGCAGUUGUGAAGGAUAUAAAACAAGAACAGACUAAAUCUUCCAGUUGUUUGAUUAACCCACUAAUGAAACAUACCACAGAAAUGUCACAAGAUGUGCAGUGGCAUAGCCCAGUAAAUAGGCUUGCUGAUAAUGGUGAGUUACCUGUUCCCCAGACACCUGGCUCAGGGGCAGGGGAAAAACAUAAAGAAGAACCUACAGAUGGUAUCAAGGUCCCUUCUAGUAGGCGUUUCAGUGAAGACAGUAGCACACCGAGAAUCAUGGUCCCUCCUGUCACCCCAGACUUGCCUGCUUGCAGCCCUGCCAGUGAAACAGGGAGUGAAAACAGUGUGAGCAUGGCUGCCCAUACAUUAAUGAUUCUCUCCAGAGCAGCUAUCUCUAGGACUACUUCAGCAACUCCUCUAAAAGAUAAUACACAGCAAUUUAGAUCUUCAAGGAGCACCACAAAAAAGCGAAAGAUUGAGGAGUUAGAUGAGCGUGAGAGGAACUCCCGUAUGUCUAAUAAAAAUCUUGGAAAUUCAUCAGUACCAAUGAAAAAGAAGAAAAUUAAGAAAAGGAAGCUACCCAGUUCAUUUCCAGCUGGAAUGGAUGUGGACAAAUUUUUGUUAUCAUUGCAUUAUGAUGAAUAAACAUUCUGAACAUACAUGAACAGUGGCUGUUUAAAACUGGUAUCCCUUCAACAAUGACUGUAGGGAAUGGGAUGGUGACAGACUCUGAAAGUUGGAGGUGCACCUUCAUUGUACUGGAACUUCACUUUGAAUCAUGCUGUUUCUGAAGCAGCUACCUGGUUUGUAAAUAGACUUACCUGUAAUAUUUCUAUUUUGGAAAAAAAGGCAUUUGCAGAAAUGUAAGUAAAGCCAAUCUGUGAGACUGUAGCUUUGGAAUUACAUAUUGUAAAUAUUAUGUACAUCUUGUUGAAAUAGAGGUUAAGUCCACCUAAUAUUCUUACACUGUGUUUUUUGACUUCUUAUCCCCAAUUCUGAGGCUUAUUCAUGUGGAAUAGUUUCUCACUUCUUCUGGGGGGAAAAUAAUGCUUUUCUUUAUAAAUUGCCUUCAGUAAUUGUCCAGGAAGACAUUUAAAAACAUAGCCACUGAAGAGUGAAAAGUGAUAACCACCUCAACUGGCAGUGAAGUACCCAAUCAGAAAUCAGCAAUUUGAUGAUUUUGUUUUAGAUGAUUUGAUGAUUUUGUUUUG
Messenger RNA from Loxodonta africana (African savanna elephant), 5075 nucleotides. Its product is annotated as protein NPAT. Gene Ontology annotation, cellular component: nucleus. The coding region runs from base 124 to 4509 and encodes 1461 amino acids. Gene Ontology annotation, molecular function: protein binding; transcription coregulator activity. The record is from RefSeq and is a predicted model, not a curated record. The transcript has 19 exons. NCBI's taxonomy places the organism in Eukaryota, Metazoa, Chordata, Mammalia, Proboscidea, Elephantidae.